GUUAAUUACAGUUAUUGUGGUUAUGCAUCACCCUGCCAUGAACAAGUGUCUAUCUAUCGAAGAACUCAGAACGGUCUCAAAGUGGAGAUUUCAAAGUGUAUCUCGUGGUGGACUUUGGCUGGCAUUUCCCUUUUUCACACCUCUUGUGCUGGCAUAAAUUAUAUUUGAUGGCGCAUCCACGCAACAAAUUACCCAAGCCCACACACGAGUCACAAAUAAUGCGUUUCUCCUCUGCAAUUGUCCUCCCCACCAUUGCUGCUUUAAUGACAUCGAUCUCGGCCAUGCCCACUACUAAUGACGGCAAAAAGUGUUCUAAGGCUUGCUAUAAAGACUCACAGUGCAAAGAGCCGGGCUGCUUUUGGAAUCAAUGUUCCUUGUUUUACUGUUCAGUCAGUCGUAUUUUUGCUUUCACGUCGGUGGAAUAUGGCCGUUGACACUGACACGCGAGUGACUAGUGAUUUGUAGAGUUGCGUCAGAAAAAAAAAUCAGUCCACUUA
This is a messenger RNA of Suillus bovinus, 497 nucleotides long. RefSeq lists its product as uncharacterized. The transcript has 3 exons. NCBI's taxonomy places the organism in Eukaryota, Fungi, Basidiomycota, Agaricomycetes, Boletales, Suillaceae. The record is from RefSeq and is a predicted model, not a curated record. Bases 168 to 434 code for a protein of 88 amino acids.